Saccostrea echinata is the source of this 4885-nucleotide messenger RNA. RefSeq names its product furin-like protease kpc-1. The transcript is spliced from 22 exons. Bases 159 to 3128 code for a protein of 989 amino acids. Gene Ontology annotation, biological process: protein processing. Lineage: Eukaryota; Metazoa; Mollusca; Bivalvia; Ostreida; Ostreidae. The record is from RefSeq and is a predicted model, not a curated record. Gene Ontology annotation, cellular component: trans-Golgi network; Golgi membrane. Gene Ontology annotation, molecular function: serine-type endopeptidase activity.
UACUGUUGGCUCUACUUCCUGAUUUGAUCUCGGAGACGUGUUUCACUUAGCUGGAGAGUGCAACACAGUCCGAAGUGAACGUUUUCUCUGGAACAUGUCGUUUUUCUAUAUUGGCCGAAGAAAUUAACUGUAUUUUAUAUUUUAUUUUCCCUUCAAGCAUGGUUCUAUUCUUUCCAAUGGUUUUGUCGGACGUUACACGGAUUUUCUGUUUAUUUUGUUUAUUUGUCAUUCUGUUGUGUCAACAUUCAAAAUGUAACUAUUUGAAUCAAAUAGCCGUCCACAUAGAAGGGGGUAGUCAUAUAGCAGAUAGAAUAGCUUCAAAACAUGGAUUUCAUAAUAUGGGACAGAUAGGGGAUUUAAAAGACCAUUAUUUAUUUUACCAUCCUCACAUUAGUAAAAGAUCUGCAAAUCCAAGCCAUGAACACCAUCAGCUUUUAUCUAAAGAGCCCGAGAUCAGAUGGUUUGAACAACAGAGAGCCAGGAGUCGAAAGAAGAGAGAUGAUUUUAAAAAUUUUAAUGAUCGUUUGUGGAGGUCCCAGUGGUAUCUGAAUGGUGGUGGACACCGGGGUAACAGUGGAAACUUUGACAUGUGUGUGAAGGGGGCGUGGCAGAUGGGGUACACAGGGAAGGGUGUGGUUGUCAGUAUUCUGGAUGAUGGAAUCGAACGCACUCAUGAUGACUUGAAGGAGAACUAUGACCCAUAUGCAAGUUAUGAUGUGAAUAACCAUGAUCCUGAUCCUAUACCAAGAUAUGAUCCGACCAAUGAAAACAGACAUGGGACUCGAUGUGCAGGAGAGGUAGCAGCAAAAGCCAAUAACAACAAAUGUGUGGUAGGAGCAGCCUAUAACUCCAGGAUUGGAGGUGUGCGUAUGUUGGAUGGUGAUGUGUCAGAUGCUGUAGAGGCAGCUUCACUAAGCUUUAACAGGACACAUAUUGACAUUUACUCUGCCUCUUGGGGGCCAGAUGAUGAUGGACGAGUUGUGGAUGGCCCUGGUCCCCUGGCAAAGAAAGCCUUCAUCACAGGAAUAGAACAGGGUCGAGGUGGUAAGGGGAAUAUUUUUGUGUGGGCAUCUGGUAAUGGAGGGAGUGCAUUUGACAGCUGUAAUUGUGAUGGUUACACCAAUAGUAUUUACACCCUGUCCAUCAGCAGCACCUCAGAACAUGGCCGUAAACCCUGGUACCUCGAGGAGUGCUCCUCCACCCUGGCUACAACCUAUAGUAGCGGGGCUUACAAUGAAAAACAAAUUAUAUCGACAGACCUACACAACCAGUGUACCAGCAGUCACACAGGUACCUCUGCCUCUGCUCCUCUAGCCGCCGGCCUGGUCGCCCUCCUAUUGGAGGCAAAUCCGACCUUGACCUGGCGGGAUGUACAGUAUAUCACCUUGCUGACCUCCAACCCUGACCCUAUGGAGGAUGGUAACUGGAUAACAAAUGGCAAAAACAGAAAAGUAAGUUUGAGAUAUGGUUAUGGUCUGAUGAAUGCUACAGCAAUGGUGGAUUAUGGACUGAGAUGGAUUAAUCUUCCUCCAAAACACAUCUGUACAGUACUCAGCAGUGCAAAUCAUGUGAACUUGAUGGGAUCCCCAUACACCAGUCAAGUCAGUACAGAUGGUUGUCGAGGCACUGCCAAUGAGGUUAACUAUCUGGAACAUGUUCAGGCAAAGAUAACCUUGACCUAUUACCGCCGUGGUAACCUGGUCAUCCAUUUAACAUCUCCCAGUGGUACGAGAUCCACACUUCUCCCUAAACGACCAUCAGAUAUGAACAAGGGAGGGUUCAAUCAGUGGGCAUUCUUAUCGGUCCAUUUCUGGGAGGAGAACCCCACAGGGCCGUGGAAGCUGGAGAUCACUGAUGACCAUCCCUCAACCAGCUGGCCCAGACCUCCUCCUGGGGUCAAAGGUCAGCUUGUAUCAUGGUCUCUUAUUCUUCAUGGAACAAAGGAUAAUCCAAUUCGACUAAAGAAUCCUGGACAAGGGGAAGUGGUCACCCAACCAGAAAUCACAGGCACCACACUCCCCCCAAAGUGUGAUGACGAGUGUGUAGACACCUGUACUGGAAGUCGUCCUGAGGAUUGUAGAGCCUGUAAACAUUUACGUAUGGGAGAGGCAGGUGCAUGUGUUAAGGAAUGUCCUCAUGGCUACACUGAGAACCAGAAGAUGUGCCUGUCCUGUGAUCCCAAGUGUCUGAACUGUACGUCUAAGUAUGGCUACCGUCCACGCUGUAACGCCUGUCAGGAUGGUUACUUCCUGUUACCUGAGGAGGGCAAGUGUUCAGUGGAAUGUCCCGAAGGAUAUUUCCAGGAGAGCCCUGAUCACCGAGUGUGUCAGAAGUGUAACAAUAUGUGUGAGAGCUGCUCAGAAAACAGGGACAAAUGUACAAGUUGUCCUCGAACUUUGACCUUGUUAUCUGACAAAUGUUACCUGCCAGAAAAUAUCUGUUCAAAAGGUUACUACAAAUUUAGAAAUCAGUGUGUAAAAUGUGGAGCUGGCUGUCUACAAUGUCAGGCCGAGGACCGCUGUGUUCUGUGUGACCCAGGAAGCUAUUUUCACCAAGGCAAAUGCCUUCCUGACUGUCCUAAUGGAUAUCUCCCUUAUGUUGUUAAAAUGGACCAGUCUACAGCCCACACUGAAUGUCAUUCUUGUCAACACGGUAAUUGUAACAACUGCAUAGGAGACUUUGUGAAACGAGAAGGCACCUGUCAUCAGCAAAAGUCCUGCUUCAGAGAGCAAUACUAUGACUUUAUUAACAUGGAGUGUCGAAACUGUCAUUACCGAUGCAAGACAUGUUAUGGUCCUGGAUCACAUGAGUGUUUGUCAUGUGAGGCUCCCCUGGCUUAUCAUUCAUAUCUACAGACCUGUGUUUCAUGCUGUAAAGACAACGAAAAGGAGGGCUCAUGUUGUAAAUGCGAUAAAAAUGGCAUAUGCAUACUGCCGCUGAAAUCCUUGCAGAGUCUGUACUCGACGGGAACGCUGGUGGUGGUCUUAGUCGGCCUGAUCGGGGUUCUUAUUGUCCUUGUUGUAUCGGUCAUUGUUUACAUGGCCGCAAAGAAAUCCAGCUGGUGGUCCAGGAAAAACGAGAACGAUAAAGGUGUAUACUACAGCCCCUUACUUCAGGAGGAUCUAUAAGGAGUGGAUCCAAGUGUAGCAGGGUAUGUUUUCAUUGAAAAUUGUGAGAUAGCAUUUAUCAUCAGGAGAUGGGAAGAAGAAAUGGCAGCACAUUCCAAUUAUACACAAGCUAUGUAAUCAUGAGGGAUUGGGUCACUUCAUCCAGAGAUAAAGAAAAAUAAAUUAGUGCUAGUCAAACGAAACUAGUCUAAAGGAUCAAUCAUACUAUCAAGUGGUCAAUGGUUUUGUCAUGUUUUUUUUUUUUAUUCACAAACUGUACUAAAUGAGUAUUAAUACUAUCUUUUGUAUGCCCCUGAGAAAUAAGAAAAAAGAGAUCAGGGCAAAUUAUAUUUAUUGGUCUAUUUGUUUGUAUAUCCAUAACUUUAACCUUGGUUGUUAACUUUUUAACAACAUAAGAAAGAUACAUGUACUUAUAAAAAGACAACUCAAAUAGAAAAUUGUAAUCAAGGGAACUUUAAGUUGCAUCACAACUUGUUGAAUAAAUUUAUUUCAGGAUUUACAUGUAUAAUAGGAUUAUCAUAUGAAGUCACAAUUGACUGCAGAUUUUACGAUUUUUAAAAAGAUUUAAACAAAAACUCCCAGCUAUUGGUAAUAAAUCCAGAUGCAAUGAGUGAGAUACUAUAGUGAAUGCAACUUGAAUCACUUUAUUACAAGAUAGCUGUGUGUUAGCAAAGGCCACUGUAAGCUGGAGACUGUAAGCAUGUAGGUAUUUUAUUUAAUUGCUUUCAAAGAGCAACAAAGAAAAUAUGUGACUUUUUUGUGAAUGUUAAAAGGCAACCAGUUAUGAUUUUUUUCCUAAAAAUUUUUCUUAGAUAGAUAGAAGGUUAGAAUUAAAAUAUUGUUUUGUGUACAAAGCUACAAGACAAAUUUUUUGUUCAUGUUUGUCAUAUUUUUAAUGAUUUAAAGUAUGUAUCUGCUCAACAUUUGAUGGAGAAAAUAUAUAUUUUUGUAGCAUUAAGAGGAUUGGCUAAAAUUCAUAAAACCACCAACAGCAAAGAAUUGGGAGUGAUUCUGUAGUCUGUUCAUUGUCUGAACUUGCAGACUGAACAUAAGCCCAAUAAUUGUUAUUAUGAAAUAUCUGUGAUACUUGUGUUAAAAUAUUAACAUAACUGAUUUUUUAUGUACGAUGUGAUGUUGUAAGGUUUAUAAAUGAGUUCAAAACAGCAUGUCUUUCACAUAAUAGACCAACAUCAGGCUGGCUAGACCUCUGUAUAUGUUUAUUAUGAUUAUGUACAUUUUUAUUUGUAUAGUUCAUUACAUAUAUUUACAUGUUUUAAAGUUCAUUUCAUGUAUUUACAUUUAAAUAGUUCAUUCCUUAAUGAACGUGGGCUUUAUUCCUGUUUUUGUUCAUGUAGAAUUUGUGUACAUGAGAGACCUAUAAGGUAUUUUUAUUGCAUAAAGAAUUACUAUGUUUGUUUAAGAAGUUUCUGAGAAUCUGAAUACCAUCCCCAGUUAUCUGUGUACUUUGAUGGAAUAAGACAUUGAGUUUCAAUGUGUUUAUCCCAGUUUUCUUUUUCUAUGCAUUGUUUUAAUUUGCUGCAACAACUAAAAAAUCAAACCAUUUCAUUGCAGUGUCUAUGUUUUUACAGUUUUCCUCCUGCAAUUUUUUUUGAUUGUGGGACUUUUGUCACUGAUCAACAUUGUUCUUAGAGGUAUAUAUUUGACUGUGCAUGGGAUUUUGUUUCGUAGUAUGCAUGUGCAUAAGUGAAUUAAUAGAGCAUGCCAGUAGAUUCACUCAUAGUUGCAAGUCAUAUAUA